Candida albicans SC5314 is the source of this 1782-nucleotide messenger RNA. RefSeq lists its product as uncharacterized. The coding region runs from base 1 to 1782 and encodes 593 amino acids. The record is from RefSeq and is a predicted model, not a curated record. Lineage: Eukaryota; Fungi; Ascomycota; Pichiomycetes; Serinales; Debaryomycetaceae. Gene Ontology annotation, cellular component: Set3 complex. Gene Ontology annotation, molecular function: transcription corepressor activity; protein binding. The transcript has a single exon. Gene Ontology annotation, biological process: regulation of transcription by RNA polymerase II.
AUGUCACUAACUAGUAAAGAACUAAAUUAUUUAAUAUGGAGAUAUCUUCAAGAAUCAGGAUAUGAUUUAUCUGCCUAUGCAUUAGACCAACAAUCACAAUGUUCUGAAUAUGAAAACAAUCCCACUACUCAAGAACUUAUACAGAAAAUAAAACCUGGAUGUCUUGUUGAUUUAAUUCAAAAAGGGAUAUUAUAUAUGGCUGCAGAACAAGAGGCCACUGAUUCUACUACAAAUUUAUCAUUAUAUGGAGCAUUAAUACAAGACGAUUUGAACAAUUUAAAGGACAAUAAUAAUAUUAGCAAUGGAAGUAAUGGUUCGAGGUUUGCAUUGAAAUCAGAGAUAGAAACAAAUGGGGAACAAAAAGAUUCAGAAAAACAAACCAAUAAUGAUAAAGAUAACCAAGAUAUAGAAAUGACCGAUGCAUUGAACAAAGAGGUACAACAACAGGAAAUAAUUGAAUUUGAAACGCAAUUACUUUCACCACAGCUUAAAUUUGCUCCAAGUUUGACAUGUGACUGGCAUCCAACAACUGAAGUGUUUGCUUAUGGCAAAGAUGAUGGUACUGCCACAAUAAAUGCUAUUCAAGAUGGCAAAAUAAUUGAAACAAGAACUUUAACCCAUCCAAAUCUUUUGAAUAUUAAAAACCAAAUCAACAUUGUAUCAUGGUCACCUCAAGGUAGUUUAAUUAUAACAUGUGGAGCAAAUAGUGAAUUAAGAGCUUGGUCACCGGAUGGGAAAUUGAAAAACAUUGCCAGUACUAUUGUUGAUGAAGCAAUUUCAUUGGAAAACACUAAAUUAAUCAGUAUAAUCUCAUCAUUGUCAUGGAGCCCAACAGGGAAAUUUUUAUUGUCAAUAGAUAGCCUGAAUCAAGUAUGUAUUUGGGAUGGCACAACAAUAUCUCUAAUAAAACAAAUCAAAAAUUUGGAAAUUAAUGAUGAUUCAGUGGUUUGUUCUUGUUGGUUGAGUGAAGAUAAAUUUGCUGUCACUACUAAUACCAAUGGCAUUAAAAUUUAUGAUAUAUUACAACCUCCAUCAUCUCAUUUUGGGAAUCAAUUAGAUGUGCAACCUAUAGGUUUAUUGAAUGGACACGAACACAAUAUUUCACUCAUGAAAUUAAACCCUGUGACAAAAUUAUUAGCCACAUGUUCUGAUUUCGAUUAUUCGAUAAAAGUAUGGAGUAGUUCUUCUUCUCAAGAAUGUUUGGAUUUGAAUAUUAAUCCUGAAAAAAAAUACACUUUGAAAUUACAUGCAGCACCAAUGAUUGGAUUAAUCUGGCUACCUGAUUCCAAUUCAAAUGAACGUAGUUUAUUAUUAAGUGUUUCCAUGGAAGGUAUUCUAAAUAUUUGGGAUGCUAAAACUUCGGAAAACAUCAAAAGUUCUGAAUUGUUUAAUAAUAAAGAUAACUUUACCAAUGAAUUGAAAGACGACGACAACAACAACGACAACAACAACAAUGACACCACUAUUAAAGAUGUUUUGGUAUUCAAUGCAGUAUUGUCACCUGAUGGGAAAUACCUUGCCUUGGGGGAUGAUUAUUGUCGAGUAACAAUAUGGGAUGUUGACACAACUCAUUAUCUAAAUGAACCAAAAGAUCUUAUCAGAUGCAAAGCAGUUUAUAAACCAGAAAUAUCCGCUGAAGACAAAUUAAAGGCAACUAUAGGGAUUUGCGAUAUGAAAUGGGAUCAUGAAUCUAAAWUUAAUAUGUGUUUCCUACAAUGGUAUGGAAAGUGUUAUAAUCAACACAACAUAAAGAAMCCMAAAAAAAAAAAGAAAUCUUUGUAA